UACUAAUCAAGCUAUGUUAUAAUACAGUUUCUACGAUCUACAUAUUGGGACAUAAAUUUAGGUAAGCAGUAUCUUAAUUUAUAAUCGGUAGUUCAUAGGUACGCGAGGGUAUUGAAAAUAUUACGUCGGCAUUUGCGUAUAAUGAAUUUUAUAAUGAUACGAAUAGUACCGGACGAACGUUCAUAGAUAAAUAAACGGCGCUCUCGAACGAGCACUCGUCGCCGCCGUCGGCCGGUUGCGAAUUGCGAGUAGUAGGCGCGACUUACGCCGUUCGCUUGCGGAUCGUGAAAACACCUAACAGCGCAUCCUCUCGGUCAUUGCACGCGUAAAUUGUUCGUCACACGUCCUAAGUAGAUUGCUCACUGGCCGAUUACCUACCUUAUCAAAAUUGAUAAGUGCUAAAUGUACGGAUGAAGUGACGAACUAGAUUAGUCCGUGUCGGUUGCUAACUUUACAGGACUUUAUUGUUACCCAACUGUUCAAAAUUGAACGUAACUUAUUAGUUAAUAGUUAUUACUUAUUUUAGUAUAGACUACAGUUGUUGUACACAAUUUAUCAAUAUUAAGUGCCUACUAUUUAUUAAGUUCAAAGUUCUAAUUAUUUAUUUAACACUAAUACUUUAUGAUUUUUGUAAUAAUUAUUAGAAUUUAAAUUAUUUAGUUUAAUGUUUGAUAACAUAUUUUUUUUUCAACAGCUAACAAGUAUUUUGUUUAUAGUCAAUAUAAUUUAAAAUACAAAUUUGUGUACCAUGUUAUGUGGAAAAUAUUUUUUAUUUUAUUUCUUAAGUUUAUUUUUUUUUAAAUCUACAACUGUAUAUGGAUUAAUAGAUCCAAUCACAGGAACUUUUGUUGUAGGAGCUUUUGUGUCAGGAUACUUUUUAAAUUCAAACUAUAUACUCCCUUAUUUUGGUGGAUGUCCUAAAACAUUUGAAAUUAAAGAUUUAGAGCACGACAUGAAAAAAAGUUUUUUUGGGCAACAUAUUGCAUCAAAAAUUGUAGUAUCUGCUUUGGCAGGUAAUUUGCAUCGUAGCAGUAAGAACAAAAAACCAUUAGUAAUGAGUUUCCAUGGUUCUACUGGUUCUGGUAAAAAUUUUUUAUCAGAUUUAAUUGCUAAACAUAUGUUCAAAUCGAACAAAGUAAAAGAAUUACGAUAUUAUGUUAUUCAUGGACGAUCUAAAUUUCCUUUGCAAUCAAAAAUAAACGAUUAUAAGGAAAAACUUUAUUCUGAUGUGAAAUCCGCUAUAAAAUCAUGUGAUACAAAUUUAUUUGUUUUUGAUGAAAUCCAUUAUAUACCUAUGGGUAUAUUAGACAUACUAAUACCUAUUCUUGAAAAUAAUGAUGUAUCCGUGGAUUCUAGGAAUUCAAUUUUUAUAUUUUUAACUAAUACAGCCAGUGAUUCUAUUAUAAAAAAGUACUUAGAACUCUGGGUUAGUGGAGUUUCAAGAGAAAGGAUGAAAGUUCAAGAUUUUGAUACCAUUUUACUAAAAUCUGCUUUCAAUGAAGAAGGAGGGUUGAAGAAAAGUGCAAUAAUAGAUUCCCAUAUUAUUGAUCAUUAUGUUCCAUUUUUACCACUCGAAAAAGUUCAUGUGCAACAAUGUAUCGAGGCAGAGUUGAAAAAUCUUAAAAAACAUUUGGAUUCUGAAACAAAAAGCGAAAUAUUGCAGAUAAUUACAUUUGGUCCCGAGCCUCAAAAGUUAUUUUCUUCUUCUGGUUGUAAAAGGAUCAAAGCAUUGGUUACAACUGAAUUAGAAUCAAAUUUAAUUUGAAAUUUUUAAUGUACACUGUGAGUGUUCUUGUACAUAAACUUUUGGAAAAAAACCAAUCUGAAAAUAAGUAUUAAAAUAUAUAUUUUUGUAAUGUUUUAUAAUCAUUAAAAAUGUUUAAUAUAA
Metopolophium dirhodum (rose-grain aphid) is the source of this 1888-nucleotide messenger RNA. Its product is annotated as torsin-1A-like. The record is from RefSeq and is a predicted model, not a curated record. Bases 749 to 1765 code for a protein of 338 amino acids. Gene Ontology annotation, biological process: cellular response to misfolded protein. Gene Ontology annotation, molecular function: ATP hydrolysis activity; ATP binding. The transcript has 6 exons. NCBI's taxonomy places the organism in Eukaryota, Metazoa, Arthropoda, Insecta, Hemiptera, Aphididae.